GCACGGGGCCGGAGAGCUACAGCGUGGCGGUGUGCAACCGGGGACCGGGGGCCUUAGAGUUCCAUCCCAGCCGCCUGGUGCCGAAAGACGGGCCAGGCGGGCCGAAGCUGAAGCUUCUGGCGACCCUGCGCUUCGAGCAGGUGCCGAGGGCCCGCGCCUGCGACCCGGGCUUCUGGGCACUGGCUUUCGCGCAGUGGGUGCCCGGGGCCACGGAGUACCACCGCGCCGAGGUGCUUUACGACGUGCUGCUGCCUUGGCUGGCGGGUGGCCGGAUCAGUGAGUGCCUAGCAACCGAAGCGCGGUUUAGCCGGGUCUGGCGCACUCCCUGUAGGUCCAACACUGCCUGCAUGAAGAACUUGCUGGAGGCGCUGCGGCUGCUGACUCGGAGCGCUCCGUGGCGCCCGCUGCUGGCGGCGCUUCGGCGCGAGGCGCUGGUGCUGGCGGCGGAGGAGCUGGCUUUGCAGCCGCUGGCUUCGCCGCAGGCGACGGCGGCGCUGGGCGUCCUGGAGCCCUACAGCAGCAAGCUGCGGCUGGAGCAGUUGCCGGCGAAGCCGGCGCCCACCUGCAAGGUCAUUGCGCUCUUCUUCUCCGUUCCCGGCAAUGUGUCGGACGAGGUGCACAGGCGCCUGUCAAAGCUGGUCACCGACGUGUGGGACGCCCACGGUGGCGGCGCGCUGCUGGUCUGCGAGUGCCCGUUGGGCGAAGGCCCGGCACGGGAAUGGGCGGUCUGCGGCGACGCGGGGCUGGCGCGGGCCUACGGCCUGGAGGCCGCCCAGGAGCCCAAGGUGCUGCUCUUCCGCGCCGACGGCCGGAUGCUGACGGAGGAGGGCCUCCAGACGCUGGUGCGGGAUCCGACUGGCAAGGACUUCCCCUGGGACCCCGCAGGCCUGGCGGCCUCGGACGUGGCGCUGCUGCGCUUCGGCUGCCGAUCCGUGGCGCUGCGGCGCAAGGACGCUGCGGAGCUGGGCCGCGUGGCCAAGGCCGUCCACGUGCUCGCCGUAGAAGCGCCGCUUCCGGAGGAGAGGCGCGACCUCAGCUGGCGCCUGCCCGGCGCCUGCGACGCCUCGAGCGCCGCGCUGGCGCGGGGGGAGCUGCUGAAAGCCGCGGAGGUGGAGCACUUUGCAGGGGAGGCCGAGCCGCCGCACAGCACAGGCUUUGUGGACUUCAUGCUGCCGCAGGUGGAGAAUGCUCGCCAGGCUGUGGCGAUGUUGUGCCAUGCGGCGGAGGUUGCAAAAUCCUCAGUGCGCCGCUCCAGGGAGGCCUCGGUCUCCCAGCGCCUGGUGCUGGAGAUGGAGACCAUCGCCUUCGUCUCCUCCGUGGUGCUGGAUGUCUUGCCUCCGCCUGAUCCAGAUGGAGGCCUUUGGAGCACUGAGAUCAGCGUGGAGGGGGCCAACUCGGAGCAGCGCCAGGGCUUGCGGGCGCUGCUGGACCUGGCGCUGCUCUACGCGCACUGCUGGCAGGGCCUGGAGGCCGCGGAGCGCGGCGCGGAGUCGGAGCGGUGCCUGGCGGCGGCCAAGCUGCUCUGCGCCUUCGAUGCCCUGCUGCGGCGCCGCGGCGGCUCGGUGCUGGCGGAGUUGCUCUUUGAGGAGUCCUGCUCGGUGCACCUGGGCCUCUGCGGGGACCAAAGGAGCCUGGAGACCGUGCUGCAGCGACUGGAGCUUUUGGAGCCCCGGUGGCUGCUGCAGCGCCGGGGGGUGCUGCGGUACCUGGCCGCCAGGGAGCGGGGCUGCCAGCGGCGGAUCUUCGAGCUGCGGCAGCUGGGCACGGCCUUCGAGGUGAGGAAAUACUCCGCCACCAUGAACCUGUUGCGCAAGGUGCUGGAGCGACUCGGCCUGGAGCUGAUGCCGCGCAACGGGAUGAUGAGCGAGAUGGAGGCUUUGGGCGGCUGGCUCUUUGGUCGGGGCGCGCAGCUGGGGGACACCUGUCCUGAGCUGUACUGGCUGCGGGACAUGGCGGCGCUCUUCAAGUUCCUGGGCACCAUGGAGCCCCGCACCGCGGAGCUGCUGCGGAAGAGGAGGGACACCAACGAGUACCAGUUUUGGCGCCUCACCUUCGACGCGGAGAGCUCGGUGCGCCCGGGCUACGGCUUUGGCUUCGAGGUGCCGGCGAUCUUCUGGGAAGUCCAGGGCGUGCGGGGCCAUGAUCAGGACAUCGCAGACGUCACCGCCACAGCCUUCGGUCGAGAACUCACCCUGGGCGAAGGCUUGGUGGUGCAGAGCCCCGCGGACGUGGGGAAGCUUCUGCAGCGGCCGAGCUGUACGGAGGAGGAUGUGCUCCAUGCGCCUGAGCUGCCCACCUUUGAGGAGACACUCAGCCCUGAUGAGGCGGAGUCGCUGAUGAGCUUCCUCACGGUGCCCUACCUGCAGCUCCCGCUGGUGCUGGAUUUCUUCGCCUCUCAGGACCGCGCCAGCUAUCUCUUCAACCCCCAGCUGCAGCGCUUGCUGCGGGCCGUGCUCUUUGAGCCCCGCGCCUUCCAGGAGUCGGGCGUGGGCGCGAACCUGGUGCCGGCGCAGAAGGGCGAGGGCGAAGCGGAGAAGCUAUUCGGGACCUCCUGGGGGCUGUUGCUGUCGGACCUUUGCCACGCCCCCUCAUCCAUCCUGGACCCUUUGCGGCGGAUCCUGGGCGCAGUGUCCGAGCUGGCCAACGCGGAGGCCAACAGCUCAGAAGCGCCCUUUCUGCUCUUCGGUUUGGAGCUGGCGAGCGACCUCUUGCGAUUUGUGGAGUUUGCGAACGAACUGCAGGGCUCCAGCGUUCUGCGCGAGGGCAGCGCCUGGCUCCGAAGCUUCCUCCAGCAGCUGCACGGCACCGUGCAGCGCUGGCCAGGAUCCGCGGCGGCGGGCUACUGCGCGCUGCACGGCUUCGACAGCGGUCAGUUUGCUGAGGCGAUGGCCAGCUGGUGCGCGGUGAGGACCUGGCACCACUUCGGCUGCCACGAGACGGAGGAGGCGGGGCUGACGGCGAACCAGCGGCUCAAGCGCUUUCUGCAAGCCCAGGGCAUCGACACUGGUCGCACCAGCGAGGAGAUGCUGAAUCAGUUCACACGCCAGGACGGCCUCUAUCGCCCAGUGUUCCUGCGGGUGGGCCAGCAGACGCUGCGCGUGCCCAACUUCGGGCACAGGCGCAACGAGGCAGGGCAAACGGGUGUGCCUGAGGCGCGCCUCUUCCGCGCCCUGCAGGUGCACCGCAGCAAGAUCCUGGCCGCCUUUCUGGCAGCCCCAGAGCACCUGACUCCGGUGGCCCAGGCGGGGCUGCGCGCGGAGCCCGCGGAGCUCGUGGCGCUGCAGUGGGCGCACAAGGGCGCAGGGGUCUUCGUGGCGGACGAGCUGCAGCUGAGCGUGCAGACGGGCGAGCUCCUUUGGCGCGAAGAUGGGCUGAAGCCGCUGCCUGACUCCAUGACCCGCUUUGAGGACUUCGAGACCAUCUUCGGCGACGCCUCGCUGCAGUGCGGCGUCGUGUCCCGCACUCGGCACCGGCUCUGGGUGCACCUGGUGGGCAAGGGCUUCGACCUCCUCGAGUGGGACGCAGCGCCGCAGGCGGCCUUCAAGCAAGGCGCUUUGGGACCAGAGGACAUGCCUGCGGCGCCCUGCGCGCGGUGCGGGGGCACCGCGGGCUGCUGGCAGUGCGAGCGCUGCACCAUGAUCAACUGCCGGGCGGAGGGCGGUCAAUCCAGCUGCAUCGCCUGCGGCGGCCCAGCACCUGGGGAGGAGUCCAAUGGGAACGCGCACGGGAUGCCUGGGCCUUUCCUCCGAGGCGCACAGCGGCGGGUCAAGGUGAAGCCGGUCUCCGAGUGCGCCUUCCUGGGGCAGCGGUACUGCCGGGUGUUGGACGUCUACGAGGAGUCCACCCUUCCGGAGCCGGAGAGGUGGCUGCUGGAGGUCUUGGCCCCGGUGGUGCUGACGCUCUUCCCAGCGGAUCCCCCGGACCGCAAGCUGCGGUACCAGCUGCUGCUCCCAGAGCAAACUCAGACGGGGGACGAGAUCCGAGUGCUGGGCUUUGACCAGGGAGAAGACCCCGAGAAGCAGGAGCAGGGUGUGGCUGUGGCGAGCUCUGAGGAGAAAUCUUCAGCGGCGACCUGGAAGGAAAUCUUGGUCUCCAAAACCCACCGCUCCGUGAGCGUCUUCAACUUGGUGCCUUUCUGCCGGCGCUUCUAUCGGUGUUUGGUCUUCAGCUCGCGCGGUGCUUUGGCGCUGCACAACUUGCCCUUGGACACCCCGGAGGCUCAAAAGCUGCUGGGUGCCGGAGGCAGCUUCAAGGAGAUGAGGAAGCAGGAGGGGUCACUGUGCAUCCGGCGCCUCAACAAGGAGCUGGGGCUGGGGGAGAGCUACAUCUCCCCGCGGCUGCUGCGGGGGGUGGUGCCUUCCGCCCUGCUGGAGAGCUACAGCUUUUGGGAUGGCGAGGAUGGCAUCAUCCGGGGCGUGCCCAGCAAUGAGCACUCCAGCUACUUCGCCAAGAAGCUCUUGGUGGAGCUCGAAGGCGAGAAGUUCCGCGUGCGGCGGCUGGCCGGCGCCUUCCCGGCGCUGCGCCGGGAGCAGCGGCGCAGCACGCUGGCGCGGCCCGCGCGGAGCGCGAAGCCGCAGUCCAAGGUCCAGGAGGCGGAGGUGCGGCAGCUCUCCGAGCUGGGCUUCCCCAUGGCCGCCUGCCGCCUCGCGCUGGAGACCUGCGGCGACGCCGGGCGCGCCGCCGAGUGGCUCUUCGACGAAGGCAACACCGGCGCCAUCUUUGCGGCGGUUGAGACAGAAGCGGAUGGCCAGGAGAUGGCCGUAGUUCCCGCCGAGGAGGGGCCCAGCGCCAUGGAGCUGGACGAGCCUGCGAGCACCGAGGCCUGGAGCUUGCUGGACCUGCUUUCUGCAGCCGAAGGCUCCGAGUUGGCUGGGUUGACCGAGCUGCUGGUGCGAGUGGAGGACCUUUCGCACAUCCUCGCUUGGGCGCAAGAGGAGGGUGGCGUCAAGAUCGCUAGCAUCGAGUUGCCGCGUCUGAAGCUGACCCUGCAGCCCACGGAGGGCGGCCUCGAGGUCAAAGACGCCGGGGGAUGGUUCGUGAAGUCGGUGGCGAAGGGCGAGGCUGCGGAGCCGGCGCUGUCGCAGCUCUUGGCGGGGCUGCAGCAGGCCUUGCUGUUGGAGAACGCCGCGGGUGAUCUCAGGGUGCUUCUGCCGAACCACGAUGUCACGCGGCCUGUGGUGAACGGCGAGCCCUUCGGCACUCAACUCCUCUUCAACCGCUCCUCCUUUGGUUGGCAGGAGGCCAUGGACAGCCCCUACUACCUCUAUCCGGUGCAUGCCACGCAUGCCUACAUGCAGGCCACGAGCCUCGCCGCGGGGCUCUACUUGGCGCUGCUGCGCCUCAUGCUGCGGGACUACGCCGCCAGCUCCGCGGAGCUGGAGAACUGCUGGACAGACGUGCCGCUGCUGGCCGAAGAGCAAUGGGUCUUCAACCAGUUCGGAGGGAGCCUCCAGGAUCGGCACCCGGACGCGCACGCGGUGCGCUGCAAGCUGGCGCUGUGCACGGCCUUCGUGGAAGACGUGGUGCUGCCGUUCGAGCUCCACGUGGAAAUGGAUGAGUACCUGGCCAAGCGUGGGCACGUGAGCCGCGGGCUUUGGCUGAGUGAGGAGGAGGAGCUGCAGCUUCUGCGGCGCUGCAAGUCCUCCACGAGACGGGUCAAGGCCCGGCUGGAGCUUCUGGGGGCCAAAGCCAGGGGCCAGCAGAGCGUAGUUCUGCGAGCCUCUCCCGCGCAACAUGGAGGACAGCCUUGGAGCCGCUUGAACGCGCAGUCGCGGCAAGUGCUGGGCCAGGGCAGCCGCCUGCGGCGCCUGCAGUUCAGGCACCCGGCCCUUCCGGAGAACGCACCGCAGACGGCUGAGUGGCCUGAGCAGGUGGAGGGGGAGGCUUUGAUGAAGAUCAUUUGGAGCGACGAGCUGCUGCAGGACGAUGAGAGCGGCGUCAACCGACAGCUCGGCUUUGUGUUCCUCUACAUGGUGCUACUGGGGCAGCUGUCCCUGAAGCUCUGCGGCCUGGACGUGAGCGGAUCGUUGGGGCCGCUGCUGGCGCGCGUCUUCCACUUGAAGCUGGCCAGGUGGGGCAAGGAGCUGGUGGAGGAGGGUGAGUCCGAACCGCAGGUGUCGCGGGCCAUGGCCACUCUGGCGAUGAUGGUGAGGGGCCAAGGUGCCGGCUGGCCGCCGCUGCCCAGCGCACAGCGAGCGCAGCUUGCAGCUGGGUUGAACCUCUACGAUGCCCAGGGUCGAGAGAGCCCGUUGAAGCAUUGGCUGGACACGGUGGACCGGAUCUUCCAGCAGAGCCUCGCGGAGGCAGCUCCACCCCGGCCGCCCGGCGAGGAGUGGGCACCUGCAAGUACAGUGCAGCUGCCGAACCUUCGCGAGCCAGUGCUGCUGCGGCGAGCGAAGGACGAGACCUGCAGCAGUCGUCAGCUGCCCCCUCCGCUGGCCACUUUGGCAAAAGGGGAGAUCCUGGCGACGCUCCAGCUGCAGCGCUUCGUAUCCUUGCAGGAGGCGCUGCCUGUGGAAGGCACCUCCCCUUUCGAUCUGGCAGGCCACGUGGGUGCACGCAGCCUGGUGGCGCAAGAUCUGCUGCGGCGGCUCAAGGAGGACUGCGCGAGGUACGGGGAGAUGCUGUCGCAGAGGCGUAGGCCAGUGCUAUCUGCGGACCCCGCAGCGCUGGCUGAGUUGGAGGAGGCACUUCGAAGGAGCGCAGAGGAGGACUAUGCAGAGCUGCGCAGUGCCACGGGAGAGCUGCAGGAGAAGGCCAAUUUUCUGCGCGACGGGCAGGACGAGAUCUUCGACUUUGAGCUGCAAAGGGACCUGUGCCGCCUAGAGGAGCGAGUGAGCUUCGCGUAUGCAAUGAGCUGCAUCACCUCGGCUCAUGCGCAGGAGGAGCUGUUGAGGCUGAACCCUUUCGCCUCUGACACGGACUUGGUGCUUUCGCUGUCGCUCAAGGUGGCGCUGCUGUCGCAGCGGCUGCUGCAGUCUCGGCGCGCAGCGCAGCUCUGCCGCGCCGCGCGGCGGAACUCCGCGGAGAGCCCUGAGGCCGGGCUGGAGCUGCGGCAGCAGUGCGCGCAGCUGGCGGAGCUGCUGUGUGAGCAGAGGUGCUACCUGCAGGAUGCCCGCGGCUUCGAUCCCCGCUACCUGAUUUUCGAGUUCAUGCAGCAGAUUGUGCUCCGUCCACGGCAAGUGGAGAUGGUGGACUGGUUCAUGAAGAGCCACCGGGAGGGCGAGAGCCGGGUGCAGCAGAUGAUCAUGGGCGCGGGCAAAACCACGGUCGUGGGCCCUUUGCUCUCGCUGAUGCUGGCCAGCCCGGAAGUCUUGGUCACCCAGGUGAUGCCCAGCCCGCUGCUGGACCAGACGCGGCAGAUCUUGCGCGCCUGCUUCGCCCGUCUGUUGCCCAAGCGCAUCGUGACCUUCCAGUUCGACCGGCAAGUGGAAGACUGCCCCGAGACCGUCAUGAAGCUGUAUACAAAGUUGGAGGCCUGCCGCCGCGCUGGGGGCAUUGUGUGCAGUUCUCCGGAGGCCAUCAAGUCCAUGAUGCUGAAGCUCAUCGAGCAGCUCCACGCGCUCAGCAGCUACGACUUCUCUCAACUCGCGCCAGGCACUUCGGCGUGA
This is a messenger RNA of Effrenium voratum, 7610 nucleotides long. The record is from the annotation of a GenBank genome assembly. Lineage: Eukaryota; Dinophyceae; Suessiales; Symbiodiniaceae.